Molecule: messenger RNA, 2115 nt
Organism: Poecilia latipinna (sailfin molly)
Lineage: Eukaryota; Metazoa; Chordata; Actinopteri; Cyprinodontiformes; Poeciliidae
Product: zinc finger protein OZF-like
Exons: 2
Coding region: 199-1695 (498 amino acids)
Biological process (GO): regulation of transcription by RNA polymerase II
Molecular function (GO): RNA polymerase II cis-regulatory region sequence-specific DNA binding; DNA-binding transcription factor activity
Source: RefSeq, a predicted model, not a curated record
UUUUUUUUUUUUUUUUUUUUUUUUACAUUAUUCUUGUAUUUCUUUUUCCCGAUAGCUUAGCAUGUUAGCUAGAAACAGAUAGGAAACAGUUUCAUGGAGAACAGGCUGUUUCUGACGUUUAAGGAGAGAAAAGUUUCUGUUGUGAUUUUGUGAAAACCUCAGACGGUCUCGACGUUGGGAAGAAGAUAACUAGCAAAGAUGGAGGAACCAGCACACGAUGUGCAUCAACUGAUAGGGAUUAAAGAGGAGGAAAAGUGGAAAUCAGACCAGGAGGACCAGAAGCCUCCACAGUUUAAAGAGGAACAGGAGGAGAAUGACAUCACUGAGUUAAUAUUCGAUCCUGUGAAAAGUGAAGAUGAGGAAGAGAAACCUGAGCUCCCAGAACUUCAUCACAGCCAAACCAAGGAAAACGGAGACCUUGUUGGACCAGAACCAGAUCAACAUUUAGAAUCAGAUGGUGAAGAUGAAACUUCUGAUUCUUGCUCGGAGUCCUCAGAGACGGACGUCAGUGAUGGAAACUGGGAAGAAAGCAGUAAAGCUCAGUCAGGUUUGGGGUCUGGAACCAAUAACACAGGUCCAGUUUGUGAGAAAGGUAAAAAGUUACAUCGCUGCUCUGAGUGCAGUAAAACGUUCAUCUGCAGACAGCAUUUGUUAGAACACAACAGGAUCCACACUGGAGAAAAACCAUUUAGUUGCUCCAUCUGUGACAAAAGCUUUAUUUCAAAAGGAAAACUAAAUAAACACAAAAUUACACACAGUAGGGAAAGGCCUUACCCCUGCUCAGUCUGCAGUCGAAGUUUCAAGUACAGGUCAAAUCUAUCUGCUCACAUGAGCUGUCACUCUGAAGAAAAACCUUAUUGCUGUUCUGUCUGUAAGGCGGCUUUCCACAGAAAAUAUAGUUUUGAGAUGCACACAAUGACCCACACUGGAGAAAAACCUUUCAGUUGCUCUGUCUGUAAGGUGGCUUUUCUGAGGAAAAACAGUUUAGUGGAGCACACAAAAACCCAUACUGGAGAAAAACCUUUCAGUUGCUCUGUAUGUAAUGUGGCUUUUGCAAGGAAAAGCAGUUUAGUGGAACAUACAAGACUCCAUACUGGAGAAAAACCUUUCAGCUGUUCUGUUUGUAAGGCGGCUUUCUACAGGAAACGCGGUUUAGUGAGCCACACAAGAAACCACACUGGAGAGAAACCUUACAGUUGCUCCAUCUGUAGCAGAGCUUUUAAUACUCAGGGAAACCUACAAAAACAUCAAAUCAUGCACACAGAGAAAAGACCUUACAUAUGUUCUGUGUGUAAUGCAGGAUUCAAAACUAAAAGACAUUUAGGAGAACACACAAAAACCCACUCAAAUGAAUCCCCUCACUGCUGCUCGCUCUGUGGCCAACGCUUCAAGUGUAAGUCCUAUCUUUCUACUCACAUGAGCCGUCAUAAAGGAGAAAAACGACACAGUUGCUCUGUCUGUAAAGCAGAGUUUCUGUUCAAAAACAGUUUAGUGUUGCACACAAGAAUCCACACUGGAGAGAAACCUUACAGCUGUUCUGUCUGUAAGGCAACAUUCAAGUGGAGACACACAUUCAGGAACCACAUGAGAACCCACACUGGAGAGAAACCUUACAGCUGCUCUGUCUGUAAGGCAACGUUCAAGUGGAGACACACGUUCAGGAACCACACAAGAAUAUGUGUAAAGGCCAGCUGAGUAAAGUUUGUCGUGACCGAGUGUUCAUUGUAACUGCUCUUAAGGUUAUAUGCUUUUAUUUUGGUAAUUUUGCCCAGGUUCCUAUUGAAAAUGAGGUUUUACCUUAAAGGAAAUUAAAGAAAGUUCUUGUUAAAGUAACCAUGGUAACGGAACACAGUUCUACCUGAAAAGGUUAAACGCAAAACAGAAAAAGGACAAAAGGAAACUAAAUUUUUUGUUUCAGUCGAUAAGGAACAAUGUCAGUAACUUUGAAUAAUUUGAGAUGUUUAAAGAAAAAUCUGUAAUUAUUGUGUUAAUGGAAAUAAUUCUGCUAAUGAGUUAUUCAUAACAAGAGACAGAGAAAUGAUUGUGAACAUUAUUUGUUCUUUUCUAGCCUUUGUGUUGGUUGAUGAAUGGCUGCAAUAAAUAACUUAACCAUCA